Messenger RNA from Schistosoma margrebowiei, 2065 nucleotides. Lineage: Eukaryota; Metazoa; Platyhelminthes; Trematoda; Strigeidida; Schistosomatidae. The record is from the annotation of a GenBank genome assembly.
GGGUCAUCUGAAUAAGCGCAUAUUUGGGGAUGCGAAUUAUGAGUGGGAUGUUCUCAGGGAUAAAACAGUUGGAGUGCAAACUGAAAUCACUUGACGAACUUGACUUCGAAGCUUUAAAGGAAAAAGCUAUUUGCUUACUAAAAUAUAAUCAACAGUUAGAAAAUAUUAUAUCAAAGCUUCAAAAACAAGAAAAUGAAGUCCCAAAAGUCACCAAACCUUUCAUUUUUGACAGGUCAGUCUUCCGUUUCAAUCAUUUGGUAGGUAUAAGAAGCGCCAUAUUGCGUUAAAAGUAUCGUAUUUGGGCUGGAAUUACGGUGGAUUGGCUCCUCAAGGUUGUCUCGCAUUAACCGUCAUGGACCGUGUUUUCGACGCACUGGAAAAAUCCAAACUCAUUGAAAAUAGAAACGAGUGCAAUUUUUCAGUUUGUGGACGAACUGACAGAGGAGUUAGUGGGCUGUGCCAAGUUGUUUCUCUUGUUUCGCGUUCACUUAUAGCUAGAGGGGUCGGAGUUAUUGAAGACUCUGGUUCUCGUAUCUCUGAGCGUCAGGAUGUUCCUGACAAAGAAAUGGACUACGUUUCUGCGUUGAACAGAAAUCUACCACGCGACAUCCGAGUCCUAGCCUGGUCUCCCAUCUCACCAGACUUUAGUGCAAGGUUUACGUGUUGCAAAAGAUCUUACGAAUAUUAUUUCCCUGAAAGCGGUCUAGAUACUAAAUCAAUGAUGGACGCGGGUAAUCGGCUCGUCGGAGUACAUGAUUUCAGAAACUUCUGUACUUCCCGAAUCGAAAAAGAUACUGUGACUUUCAUACGUGAAAUUUUCGAAGUGGUUAUAAGCGAUGUAGACUCGUGUGAUCAUCACUGCAAGUUAUGUCGCAUUAGCAUAUCGGCUUCGGGUUUCCUUUAUCACCAAAUACGGUAUGUUAUGUCCGUCUUGUUUAUGGUAGGAAGGGGUUAUGAAAGUCCAUCAGUUAUUGAUGACAUGUUGGAUUUGAGUAAGACUCCCGCUAAACCUCAUUAUCACCUUGCAGCUGACUUCCCGUUGUUAUUUAUUGCUGGCACCUACCCAGAAUCUUGUUUAAAUUGGGAAACAAGUGAAGGUAUGUGGAUAGUUGCUUCACUUUACAAUAAAAUUUCUAGCUGCUCAACUAGAUUUGGUCAAACAUUAUCAGAAAUUGUGGUCAGAAUACGAAAUCCGGUAGAAAUAUUGUACUUUUCUUUAAACGAUUUUUAUCCAAAUUGUUUCCAGAUCAGCUAUUGUCAGAAGAAUGUUGAAUUAUGUUGAAAGUACCAUUCCAAAUAGCUCACUAAUCAAUCAUCAUUUGGAUGAAAUAUCUCCAGAGGCUAAAUUUAUUAGCACUUUAGAACUGUCUAGUAAGAAAACUGUAAUUAAGAAGCUAUCCACAAGACAUGUGGAACUUACUGUGGAUGAGAAAAUCGAAAAUUUACGUAAAAAGAGGAAAAUAGACACGUGUAAUUUGGAAAAACCCAUAGAAACAGAAAUUACUGAGCAGUGUACUUGAAAAUCUCCUUAAACAUGUAUUACGUUGAACAAGCCUUUUUUUCUUCAAAAUUAUGGUGAAAAGGUUUAUAAAGUCUCUGAAAAACAUUACAAAUAGUAGAACCAUCUGCUGUUUAUGACAUUACACUCAUACAAGAGCAUACUUGUUCCUUAUCUAUCAGUAAGUAUUAAAUGAGAAAUAACCUGUGCUUGAAGCAUUUUAACCUUCUGAUGCUAAUUAGAUUUAGGUUUAUAUGCAAUGAGAUAACCUAGUAGAAUCGGAGGGUAAACACCAAUCUGUAGUGUCAAACAUAUAAUUAAAGCAGGUCGUAGGAUUAGUCUUAAAUUAACUUUUUGAUGUUUCAUAAAAAUGAUCCAGAACCAAUGAUUAGAUUUGCUGCAAUCUUAACAAUACGGAAAUUCAAACCCUCCUGUGUGUUCAAAAAUAAUCAGUACUGACAAUAAACCUACCCUGAUAAUAUUGAUUUCAUUUUACUAUUCGUUUAGUUCAGCCUUUAUUUUUGUAAAAGCAUUUCAGUCGCCCUUCAUAUUAGCCUAAACAUAAAC